AUGGCAGUGCGCCUUGGGAAUCAAAAACACAAUGCUUUCUACCUCUGCAAGCAUCUCGUGCAGGCAGUUCCUCCACCACCUCCCUCUUUUUUCUCUGAAAUCAUCUGUCAUUGGGCGGUACCUCUGUAUCGCCACCCCAAACUAUUUUCCAUGCAUGAGAACAUGACAUCCACUGGCACAGAUCCCACACCUCCUGAACUUGAUGCUGGAUCCAUCACUGAUGGCAACAACCACACCUGGCUGGGUGAUAAGAAGGUGCUCCAAAACCCAAACUCGCAAGGACUUCAAAGGUCUUUUUCAUGGACAUUUGCUGCCAUGAAGUUGGCUCUCAACACCAGCGGGACACUAAAUGGGCCCGCACUAGCAACCAUGGCCACAUAG
This is a messenger RNA of Serpula lacrymans var. lacrymans S7.9, 381 nucleotides long. RefSeq lists its product as uncharacterized. Lineage: Eukaryota; Fungi; Basidiomycota; Agaricomycetes; Boletales; Serpulaceae. The coding region runs from base 1 to 381 and encodes 126 amino acids. The transcript has a single exon. The record is from RefSeq and is a predicted model, not a curated record.